GACCCGUGCGGGUGAAGUUUUUGGAACUGACAGAUUCUCGUUUUUUUGUUCGUAUUUUCAUCGUAAUUUUCCUAUUGAUCGUGGAGCACUGAAAUAUCGGCUAGGAGCUAGCUUGUAAAAUUGCACAUUUCCACUGUCUAAAGCAUUUGAAAAAUUUGCCACCAUGAGCCUGAAGAACGCCGCCCAGUUGGUGUUUUUGCAAAGUGCCCGCCAGUUUUCGCGGACAUCAACCAAGGCUUCCGGUGAGGUCGCAGAGGGUUACAAGCAGCUGAAGCACAUCCAGGCUAAGUUCCAGAAACCGGACGGUAAGCCAGUUUUCCUGAAGGGCGGUGCAUUCGACAAAGUACUGUACAUUACGACGAUGUCGCUGUGUGUGGUUGGACUGGCCGGCAUCGGAAAACUGCUCUACGAGCUGAGCUAUCCAGCCAAGCAGGAGGAUUAAUUUUGUUCCCGAUUUCGACCACCACAUCCUAAACUAGUAGUCAAAACGGUCAAAAUUGGCAUUUAUUCUGCUCGUGUAAAUGAUUGGCAUUCUUAGAAAGCAAACCCUUCACCCUCGUCCAUAUCGGAAAUAAUACGGGAUUCGCUGGCAGUUGCCUUCAGUACAGAGGUGGCUGCAGAUUCCAUUGAACAAUGUAUUUAUUGCAACUGUAUUAAGCAUUUAAAGGUAGCAAAUAAAUGUUUGUUUUGAACCAAGGGACUAAA
Messenger RNA from Wyeomyia smithii (pitcher-plant mosquito), 705 nucleotides. RefSeq names its product cytochrome c oxidase subunit 7A, mitochondrial (gene COX7A). The transcript has 3 exons. Gene Ontology annotation, biological process: mitochondrial electron transport, cytochrome c to oxygen; mitochondrial respirasome assembly; regulation of oxidative phosphorylation. NCBI's taxonomy places the organism in Eukaryota, Metazoa, Arthropoda, Insecta, Diptera, Culicidae. The record is from RefSeq and is a predicted model, not a curated record. Bases 164 to 442 code for a protein of 92 amino acids.